Messenger RNA from Cavia porcellus (domestic guinea pig), 4328 nucleotides. RefSeq names its product mitochondrial translation release factor 1 (gene Mtrf1). The transcript is spliced from 11 exons. Gene Ontology annotation, biological process: translational termination. The record is from RefSeq and is a predicted model, not a curated record. Bases 221 to 1669 code for a protein of 482 amino acids. Gene Ontology annotation, molecular function: translation release factor activity. NCBI's taxonomy places the organism in Eukaryota, Metazoa, Chordata, Mammalia, Rodentia, Caviidae.
UAUGCUGUAAAGAUGGAAAUUUUUAGCUAGCAAUAUUGUAGUAAAAACCUGUCAUUCUUUUAUUCCGUUCACCAUGGAGGGGAUACACCUCCAUUAAUGUGCUUGAGAUCAAAUGUAAAGAUACACAGAAACUUGUGCUAAGUAUGUAGCUGCUGAAUUUUGAUGAAUUCUUCCACAGCCCGUUUCCAAAUAGGAUUCAGUAAGUUAAAUUGAUGCUGAGAUGAAUCGCCACCUGUGUAUUUGGCUUUUUAGGCACCCACCCCUGAAUGCCUAUCCCCGGUGUCACAUCUACCUCCAUUCUCAUCAGUUUAAACAGCUGCAUCUUAAAACAAGACUGUGGCUUCUUGGACAAAAUAGGAAUCACAUUCUCCAUUGUUUUUUAAAUAACAAUUGGUCCAGGAGAUGCUGUCAUCAGGAUACCAGGAUGAUCUGGAAGCAUAAGGCGUUUCAGAAAUACAUGGAAGACCUAAGUAAAGAAUACCAGACACUUGGUCGGUGUCUGCAGGACGUCCCUGUGAAUGAAGCAGACCGAAAGUGCAUGACCCGAAGGCAUGCUGAGUUGUCACCACUUGCAGCCAUUUAUCAAGAAAUUCAGGAUGCUGAACAAGCAAUCAAAGAAUUAGAGUCAAUGUGCAAAAGUCUAAAUGAACAAGAUGAAAAACAGUUACAAGAACUUGCAUUAGAAGAAAGGCACAACAUUUAUCAAAAAAUCAACACGCUGUACAGUGAGCUUUUUCAGAGUCUGUUGCCAAAGGAAAAAUAUGACAAAAAUGAUGUUAUUUUAGAGGUGACAUCUGGAAGAACUACUGGAGGUGAUAUCUGCCAGCAGUUUACCCGAGAGAUAUUUGACAUGUACCAAAAUUAUUCCUGCUAUAAGCACUGGAAAUUUGAACUUCUGAAUUAUACACCAGCAGAUUAUGGUGGACUGCAUCAUGCAGCUGCCCGAAUUUCCGGUGAGAAUGUCUAUAAGCAUUUGAAGUAUGAAGGUGGGAUUCACCGAGUUCAGCGGAUCCCUGAAGUGGGCCUGUCAUCAAGAAUGCAGCGGAUUCACACUGGAACUAUGUCAGUCAUUGUCCUUCCUCAGCCAGAUGAGCUCAGACCUGGAGUCAGCCAGUCUCGACCAUGUCUCUCAGCCUGGAGUCAGUUGGAUAUACCCAGAAAUGAGGAUUUGAGUACUAGAGACAUGCUCAUUGUUACUAAGGUAGAUGUAAAAGUGGACCCCAGGGAUUUGCGCAUAGAUACAUUUCGAGCCAAAGGAGCAGGAGGGCAGCAUGUGAAUACCACAGACAGUGCUGUUCGGCUUGUCCAUAUCCCCACAGGGUUAGUAGUAGAAUGCCAACAAGAACGAUCACAGUUGAAAAAUAAAGAAAUAGCUCUGCGUGUGUUAAGAGCCAGACUCUACCAGCAGAUUAUUGAGAGAGACAAGUGUCAGCAACAAAGUGCUAGAAAACUUCAGGUGGGAACCAGAGCCCAGUCAGAGAGAAUUCGGACGUAUAAUUUCACCCAGGAUAGAGUCACUGACCACAGGAUAGCAUAUGAAGUCCGUGGCAUUAAGGAAUUUUUAUGUGGCGAGAAGUACCUGGAUCAGCUAAUUCAGAGACUGCUUCAAUCAGCUGAUGAAGAAGCCAUUGUUGAACUUCUGGAUGAAAACCUUAAAUCAGCAAAAUAAAUCACCUGAUUUAUUAUUUAUUAUUAUAUAAAUGGAAUGGGCCUAUAAAGAAACAAAUCAAGACAUUGAAAUAUUUAUGAAUUUUCAUAAAUAAUGCUAUAAAUAUAUAUAUAUAUUUAAAUGAAUCAAAGUCACAUUUCUCGACUUGAGGUUUUAUUUUCUGAUUUAAUAAACAAUGCAGGGGCUGGGGAUUUAGCUCAGCGGCAUAAGCACCUGCCUUGCAAGCAGGCGGUCGUGAGUUCGAUCCCCGGUACCGAUAAAAAUGAAAAAGCCAAAAAAAAUAAAAAAUAAAAAAAUAAACAAUGCAAAUUUUUUGUUAUUUGAAACUCAGGCUAAUUUCAAGCUUAACAUCCUCCUGUCUCAACCUCUUGAGUGCUGGGGAUACACUACUACUUAUAAAUUAAACAUUUUUCAUUUACUAUUUCAGGAAAAUGUAAAUUUUAAGAUAUAAAAUUUAAACGGUUUAUAAAUUCCUCACUUAAGAGCAGAGACAGUACAGUGGUCCCUCAGUGCACAAACUUAAUUUAUCCAACGAUUCUGGAAAAGAUGGCCAAUUCGGUAGCCAGGCCUGUGUUCCUCACCUAAUGCAGAGUUCACAAACAGAAGCAAAAUUUUGCCAAAUGCUUUUGUUUAUGAACAAAAUACUUUGCAAACAAAAGCAUCUUUGAACUGAGGUACCACUGUAUAGGUACUAUUGAUCAUGUCAAAGUUAAGACUUACUUUUUAAUAAAAAAUAAAUUGUCAGAGAAUGAGAAGGCUUAGAAGUAUAACUAUCUCUUGCAACUCAAGCAUCUUUCUCAAGGACCUGAGUCAUUCCUUUCAAAAGUAAGAAUGAAUACAGUCCUCUGUCUCUCAGUGUCUGUGGGCAGAUGGAAUCCUCAGUUAGGUCACAGCCAGCAGCAGACACAGCUGAUCUCAUCACGUUUACUCUGACCAGCCGUUUGUAUGACUUCACUGACUUUGCUGAACUCCUCUUUCCUCUCCCUCUGUUCCCUUUAAAAUGCCAGUUUUCCUUAGGAAAAAUCCCAGUGGAGCUCAUCUUUCCUCUCUUACUAGUAGUUGUAUUUUAUCUUUCUAGUCAGCUAUGUUUAUCUUGACAGUCUGGUCACUAACAUGGUAGAGGUGCAUGUUUUUCUUAUAAUCAGCAUAUAUCUGUGUGAUAACACUCUGACAUCAUGUAAACAUUGAUUCCUUACAGUGGUAGGCAACUACUGAGAUGGCCCCAGAGACCCUUAUUGGCAUUCAAGAUCCUGUGUGAUCUCCCUUUAAGUGUAGAUUAGAUGGAUUGACUCUCUUCUAACAAGCAGAAUAUAUUAGAGGUGGUCAAAUUGUGACUUCUCACACUGAGUUAUAGAGAUUAUCUCUUCUGCAGAAGAGUCAAAAGUUGGGUAUGGUGGCACAUACCUAUAAUCCCAACACUCAGAAGGCUGAGGCAGGAGGAUCACUGCAAAUUCCAGGCCAGCCUGAAUUACAUAGCAACACCCUGUCUCAACAAAACAAAAGUGAAAAGAAUGAGUCUUAAGAGGAAAAAGACAAAAUGUUCAGCAAAAACAAGGGAUACCCUCAGUGUCCAUUUGCUCUGCCAUGGACACACUGGUCUUAGUUACACUUCCCUUGCCUCUUUGCUCUUCUUUAUCUUUGUUUUUCCUUAAGGCACAUAAUUUAUUUGGAGGAAAAGGAAUCAAAACAAAUUGUGGAGCUGUGAUCUUACAAAAAUCUCAGAUUGUAUAUUUCCUUAAACCUCUGUAUACAUACAGAUCAUUUGUUGUAAUGCUGAUUUUGGUCCAGUGGCUCAGGAAACUGAUUCUGUGUUUUUAACAAGCUCCCUGCUUAUGGCAGACUGCUGAAAUAUAGACAGUGCUUGAAAUGGCAAAGAUCUAGGACACCUGCUAUUCAAUUAGUGAGUACUUUCAUUGUUCUAUACUUUAUUUUUUGUACAGUGAGACUCAUUUUAAUUCGUAAUCCUACAUUCAGGUGGUAGACCUGUUAGUUUGCCAGGGCACAAAGAUAAACUGACAUUUUUUGAACUGUCUGAUAGAAGACUGUUAGGAAAUAAACAGAAAUGAAGGCUAUCUUAGAAUUUUUAUAAAAAACCUGGAAAGGAAGUUUAUUGCCUCAUGCACAUUCUCAUACAUAUAGAAUAUCAACGAAUACAACUUUUAUUUCAAACCUGUAUAGAUAUAUCCUAAAACUGAAGCUGAAAUUGAGUCAAGUGAAGUAGAGUCAACCAAACUACUACUGUCAGACAAAAAUUAUUUUGGAAGCUGAGCAGAGUGGCUCACACAUGUGUGGAAGCUGAAGUAGGACGCUUACUGUGAGUUCAAGGUCAACUGGUUUAUGAAAUGAGUUUAAGGCCAGUCUGAACCAUAUAGUGAGACUCUGUCUCAAAAAAGAAAAAAAAAAAAGUUUUAGAAAGGCCCUGAUUCUCACGUUGCAGCUAGGUGGGUAGAGUCAAUACUGAUUAGGGUCGCUUGCUUUGGGCUACAGGAUACAGAGUUUCUGGGAUGCUAUUAGCAUUCUAUUUCUUGAUCUGAGUGGAAGCUAUACAAGUGUAUUUAUUUUGUGAGAAUUUGUUGUAUUUCCAAUGAUUUGUUCCCAUGUAUAUACUGUACCUCAAAGGUUUUUAAUAAUAAAACGCAAUUUAAAUAGUGCAUGUCAA